ACUCUGUUGAUCUGUUGUGUCACGUGUAAGUUAGAUCUGUUUAAUCUGUGGUAAAAAAGGGUGAGUGAACUGCCUCAUUGUUAUUUAUUGCAUUUGCCUCUAAUAAUACAUUAAUUAGCCGAUUUACGGGUACAGUGAGUGCAAUAACAUACAUAACAGGUCGUGACAGCCAUGCCGAUGUAAGUAAUAUCAGAGGUGUGGCGCGUCUCAGUGGGGCGUCGUUUGGUAGUGCAAGUGACAUUAGAUAUACGAAAAAAUAUUCCUUCUAUCUCGUUACAAGAUGACGGAGUACAAGUUAGUGGUGGUAGGGGCCGGUGGCGUGGGUAAAUCUGCAUUGACUAUACAAUUAAUCCAAAACCAUUUCGUUGACGAAUACGAUCCUACCAUCGAGGAUUCAUAUAGAAAGCAAGUGGUGAUAGACGGGGAGACAUGUCUCCUUGACAUUUUGGACACAGCUGGUCAAGAGGAGUAUUCGGCGAUGCGGGACCAGUAUAUGAGGACGGGGGAAGGUUUCCUGCUGGUGUUUGCAGUGAACAGUGCUAAGAGUUUCGAGGACAUUGGGUCGUACCGGGAGCAGAUCAAGCGAGUGAAGGACGCGGAAGAGGUGCCCAUGGUGCUAGUGGGCAACAAGUGCGACUUGCAGGCGUGGGCGGUGGACAUGACACAGGCGCGGGAGGUUGCGCGGAGUUACGGUGUCCCUUUCGUAGAGACAUCAGCCAAGACACGUAUGGGGGUUGAUGAUGCUUUUUACACCCUAGUCCGAGAAAUCCGCAAAGACAAGGAGAGCAGGGGCAAGAAGUAUAGGAGAGGGAACAAGGGGGGUUCACGGCGCCCCAUCAAAUGUGAACUGUUGUAAAUAAGUUUUACGAGUUAAUUCAAAUUCUCUUUCAAGUUCCACAGUUUAUUAUAAAAAUAACUGCAGUUGGUUUGUGAACUUUUUUCUAUGUGGUAACACAGUUAUUCGAAUAUGAUGUUUUAAAACCAUGUUAUGGCAAUACUCUAUACCAGUUGUGAAAUAUUGUUAAUGAUGUGGUAGAAAUUUAAAAAUUGUUGUUGUAUUUUCAUCUGUCACAUGGUGAAAGUUUUAUACACUAUAAAGUUGUAAAUGCCAUAUCAAGUGCAAUUGUUGGUAUGUCUGUAGGAAAAUACAUAAGAAUUUGUUCUGUAGACUGGACAAACAGUUGGCCAAACAUAAUGUUUUAAAAUCGUAUGCUAUCACUAUCAACAGCAAUUGUAAAUAUAACAGUUUAUUACUUGAAAUAAUCUAUCGACGAAAAUUCGACCGAUUGUCUAAUUUUACUAGCGAAACAACGAUAUGUCAACCGAAUCACUAAAAUAUGUUACUCUGUCAAAAGUAAAAUUUUGUCUCUGAUUUAGUAUUACUCAGGUUAAGACUAACCGUGGGUUUUUGAAACCAAAAUCUCUGUACAAAACAUAUUAUCAUCCCUGUCAUUUUUGACAAAACAGAGAUGACAAUAUGUUUAAAACGAAGAAUUUGCUUUCAGAAAACCACGGUAAGAAUAUUUAGACUUGGCAACCACACUCAUAGUAACCAAACAAAAUCCAUGUUGUACAAAAAAUAUGUGAUUAAUGGCAUAUAUAUAAAUGAUAA
Messenger RNA from Papilio machaon (common yellow swallowtail), 1612 nucleotides. It is a transcript of the gene Ras85D, whose product is annotated as GTPase HRas. The coding region runs from base 281 to 856 and encodes 191 amino acids. Gene Ontology annotation, molecular function: GTP binding; GTPase activity; GDP binding. The record is from RefSeq and is a predicted model, not a curated record. Gene Ontology annotation, biological process: Ras protein signal transduction; epidermal growth factor receptor signaling pathway. Gene Ontology annotation, cellular component: plasma membrane. The transcript has 2 exons. NCBI's taxonomy places the organism in Eukaryota, Metazoa, Arthropoda, Insecta, Lepidoptera, Papilionidae.